Glossina fuscipes is the source of this 1463-nucleotide messenger RNA. RefSeq names its product something about silencing protein 10 (gene Sas10). The record is from RefSeq and is a predicted model, not a curated record. The transcript has a single exon. Gene Ontology annotation, biological process: maturation of SSU-rRNA from tricistronic rRNA transcript (SSU-rRNA, 5.8S rRNA, LSU-rRNA). Gene Ontology annotation, cellular component: nucleolus; small-subunit processome. Lineage: Eukaryota; Metazoa; Arthropoda; Insecta; Diptera; Glossinidae. Bases 142 to 1443 code for a protein of 433 amino acids.
AUCUGUUUUUCGUUGAACAUUUAAAAAGAAACAGAAGAAGACAAUUAUGUACAUAGGCAUGUUCCUGCAUUGUGCUACUUGUUGCCAAACGGAUUUCUAGUUUUCUUGUCCACGUGCUGUUUGCUUAAUAAUACAAUAAAAAUGUCGAAUAAAAUUCACAUAAACCAGGAGGAUGAUGAUGUUGACGAUGUAUGCACUGAUUCUGAAAAUGAAUAUAGUGAGGAGGAGAAGGAAUUAUUGGAGGAAGUUCGGACCUCUUAUCGAAAAGAGAAAACACGGAAAAAUGAAAUUAUGACGUUUAAUGAAAGCGAUGAGGAAAAUAAUUUGAACGAUGACGAUUUGGGAUUGCAUGAUAGUGAUAUAGAAGGUGCCGAGCAAAAUGACGACGAUUUACCCGAUACAAAAUAUUGGGGUAAAAGUAGCCGCAACUAUUAUAAUACAGAUUUUAUUGAUCAAGAUUACACUUCCUACAAUGAGAGAGAAGAGGAAUUGGCCGAAUUUGAAGCGGAAGAAGCGAAAAGUAUUCAGCAACGCUUGGUAAAGGAACUAAAAGAGGAGGAUUUUCUCUUAGACGCUACAACAAGUACAUCGAAAGAUCAAGCCGAUGAUCGAAAACUUGAGGAUUCUGAAACCGUGCCACUGAUAUCCGAUUUUUCUGGAUUAACGAAAAGAGAACGUUUACAAUUGUUUGAAAAGGACUCCCCAGAGUUCGCUGGCAUAGUGGGUGAUCUUGAGGGUUAUUUAGAAGAAAUGCAGAAUAUACACAAUCCAGUUCUUGAAUACGUCGUCAAUAAUAACGUUCCUAUGAUACCGGCCUUAAAAUUUGCAAAAUUUUAUCAGAACCUUGCGUUGACCUAUUGCAACAAUUUAAUGUUUUAUCUACUGCUCAAGGCAAAGAGGGUAUCCAUUCAGAACCACCCUAUUGUCCAAAGAUUAAAUCAGAUGAAAAAACUGCUAAAAAAAUUGGCUGACAAGCACGAGAACAUAAUUAAACCUCAACUAGAAGCACUUCUAGAACGGAUAGAAGAUGGUGACGUAUUCGAAGUACUAGAAGUCCAACCUGAGCUCCACAAACUUGAAGUAAAUAAUUGUAAGAAAAACACAAGCGUAAAUCGAGUUAAUCAGCAAGGGAUGGAGACUGAUUUAGAAAGCAACGACUCAAACGAAAAUUUAAAUGAAGGCGAUGAUCAUGAAGAGGAAAAUCCCGGUGAUGAGAUUCUUCGCAGAGGUAUAACUUAUCAAAUGGCCAAAAAUAAAGGACUUACGCCACAUCGUAAAAAGGAAUUGCGUAAUCCUCGAGUUAAACAUCGUAGUAAAUAUCGGAAAGCGUUGAUUAGGCGUAAAGGCGCCGUGCGAACCGUUCGAAAGGAGUCUACACGGUAUAGUGGAGAAAUAUCUGGCAUAAAGGCCACAGUUAGCAAGAGCAUUAAAUUUAAAUCAUGAAUACAUUAAAAAUGUCAUUU